Molecule: messenger RNA, 5450 nt
Organism: Microcebus murinus (gray mouse lemur)
Lineage: Eukaryota; Metazoa; Chordata; Mammalia; Primates; Cheirogaleidae
Source: RefSeq, a predicted model, not a curated record
CAGCGUAGCCAGGAAUGUGGGAGCCCCUAGCUGCAGAGACUCAACCUGGGGGAGGCCCCAGAGGUCACAUGGUGGGUGGCAAGAGCAGGUGGGUGGGUCCUGGGCCAAAGGAGAAGGCUGGGCUGCUCUGGAGGGGAGGGGGUCAGAAGGUCAGACCCUGGCAGGAAGCUCUUUUGAAUAGAUGCCAAAUAUAUCAUCUAGCCUGAGGCCCCCAGGGUGGGGGCUCAUGACUCUGACCUUAGGCCUGACCUUUCUCUCCAGCCAGCUCACUGACGCCUGGCAGCUCUGCCUCCAAAAUCCCCACCCUCACUAUUGCCUGGAUCCUGGCACCAGCCUGCCUAGUGCACCCUCCUCAUGGCUACAGAGUGACCAGUCUAAAGCCCACACACGGUCUAUCCAUUCAGCAAACAUGGGCAGGAGAUGGCCCCCACAGACUGCCAGUCUGGAGGGCGACUCAGUGCAGAAACUGGCCGUGCCGAUGGCAUCUAGGAAGUGGUCUGGAGGGGGCUGGGGACCAAGUGUCCCCAUGCACCAUCUCCCCAGCCUCCCCAAGAUCUCAGCCUGUACACAGCCACAUCCCUCCUAAGCCCCUUCCCCCAUGUCCCCCGAGCAGGGAUGCUCUCUCCCCUUGUCCCUCUCCAGGCCCCUUUCUGGCCCCUCCUGGGACUUCUCCUGACUCUCACCCACCUCUGUCCCUCCCAGUCUCUGGGUGCCUUGAGCUCUGGGUGCCAGAGCCUGGGGCUGACCUGCCUGUGCUUCCAGCCCCAAGUGGGUGCCCAGCAAAUGAAGGAAUUAAGGCAGAGCAGGUCUGAGAUGAGGGCAGUGUCUGAGUGAAGGUCAGGUUCUGCCUGUCCAAGCAUGAAUUUUCCAUGGCAACAACCUCCCUUCUCCUCCCCCUGGAAGGGGUCACCCGCUCCUCUGCCUGUUUUGGCCUCCGCACCCACCCACCGCAUGCCGGGCCCCUCUGUCACCAGCGGGUAAUCCCGUGUGGUUUUUACUCUGGUGCCCAUGAAUAGAAGAGUUAGGGGACAGCUGGCAGAGAGCCCUUCCCAGGGCCUUGCACCCCACCCUCCAUGGGUGCCUGGGCAGCUCUGCACAGCCCUGUCCUCGUCAGACCCCGAGGCCAGCACCUCCAGUGGGGAGCAGACCCAGGCCCCAGGCACUCUGGUCAACACCCACAUUCCCUGAGGCCCCCCAGCUCGAGACUCAGCCUGGCCCUGGCUGUGUGGGCACAGACAAUGCAGCCCCCUGCCGCGUACCGCUCGUUAAACUCUGCCCCAGUGCUGGCGUUCUGUCUCCCCUCUACUUGGCACCUUCCACACUCUUUCCCGCCCCACUGCCUCCAAUUACCACCAAGGCCUAGCAGCUUUUUGUCCUGAAGGCCUCUCUUGCCCUGUUCCCCACCCUAAGUGGCUGAUAGCUGCUGCAGCCACCCCACAGGUACCCCGCCUCCUGUGACUGCGCCCCACCUUGGCAACACAGGAUGUUUUCAUGCCAGUUCUGUACACAUCACUCGCCAGCUGUAAAGUCCAGACUCUUUUUUUUUUUUUCUUUUUUAAGUAGCGUUUAAUACAGGACCUAAGACAGACUCUUUACUGGGGAAUCCAAGGCCCCUCUUGUCUGGCCCCUGCCAACCUCGCUUGGGAUCUGGGCCACCUAGACCGCUGCAGGGUUCCCCGAAUGCACUAGGCUUUCUCCUGCCUCCAGGCUGUGGAUGUGCUGUACCCAUCACCUGGGACAUUUUCUUUCCACAUGGUGAACUCUAGUGUUUCCUGUUCUGUGAAACACCCGCUAUGCCCUUCUCCCAAGCCCAGGCAUCCUGUCACUUUGUCCUCUGUGAUCCCUUUGGCCCCUGACCAUGCAGAGUAUCAAGUUCAUUGUCCCCCUCUCAUUGUAGGUCUGUCCCCCUGUCCUGGGUCAGGUUCCCCACUAGCAGAGCCUGAGGCAAGGAUCUAGGUAUGGGUGAUUUCUUGAGAGGGUGCUCAGGAGAAAUACAUAAGGGAGGGAAGAAAACAAGAGAAGAGGGGUAGAGCGAGAACGGAUCUCUGGUAGAGUCUAUUCGGGGCCUGAUCCAGGGGCCUCUGCCACACAAACUGCACGGCUGAGCUGUCCCCCUUGAGGCAAAGAGGCUGCCUUUGUGUCCCUGGAUCAGUCACUUGAGGUGGGGUGGGAGGUUCAUACCUUCCCGGGGGAGAUGGCUCUCACAGCAAAGGGCGAUUCACAGAAGGGGCAGCUGUGAGCAUUCGAGGUCACCACACUUGCUGCUGGGGAAGGGUGGGUGCACUGGCCAGGUGAAGGGGUCUGGGUGGGGUACUGACAGCAUCCCCCACACUCCCUGGCCAGGGGAGCUCUGACAGAUUUGUGAAUAAGUGAGUAGUACAGGGAUUCCUGGCCUAUCCAAGCACUGACAUUCCCCCAACCCACAGCUGCAUGUGCUACCCUGGGAAAAGGUCCUGUCCAUGGCCUCAGGGGACACAGUUGCCACUGCAGUGACUGGAGAGGAGCCCAGACAUCCAACCCCCAGGAAGGACUCUGUGGAGCCCUGCCCCACACAGCAAGCAUGUGCUAUGUGCCUGGCUAUGCGGAUGGGAGCAUUAGCCAAUGUCCUCAUCAAUUCCUUAUAAUAACCAUUUUACAGAUGGGAAAACGGAGGCUCAGAGGACUGAAGUGAUACCAAGGAAGUCAUGCAACUUGUUUCCUGUCUGGCAGACACAAAGUGGCCUCAUUGUCUACGGGGGAGACCCCAGCUCUGGCUGGAUCCAGCCAGCACCCCGAGCAUCUCCCUGUGCUGAUGUCUUCCACCCCCACUAGAAUGGGGCCCAGGUCGUGGCUCCCGAAACUGUUCCAGUUAGAGAGGGAGCCUGGUGUUUGAUGUCAGCCACCUGGGAAAAGGGGAAGUGGAAUCCAGCUGUCCUUUCAGCCCCCUGUUACGUGGACAUUUCCAAGUUCAAACGGGGUCCAGGCUCCUCCCUGGCCCUCUGUGCCUACGUGGUACACAGGAACGUGACCUGCGUCCUACAGGAGGGAGCAGAGAGCUACGUAAAGGCUGAGUACCGGCAGUGUGGAUGGGGGCCCAAGUGCCCUGGGACAGUCACGUACCACACUGUGCUCAGACCCAAGUACAAGGUCGGAUACAAGACAGUGACAGACCUCGCCUGGCGUUGCUGCCCUGGCCUCACUGGGGAACGCUGCCCUGAGCACCUUACGGACCACGAGGCCACCCCACCCCGGCUGCAGCCUGAGCCCCAGAUUCCCUCGGGGCAGUUGGGCCCAGGCCUCAGGCCCCCUCCUUACAGCAGAGCAGCCCCCAGCCCUCACGGAAGGAAAGGUCCAGGGCUGUUUGGCAAGCGUCUGGAACGCCUGGAGGGUGAUGUCCAGCGCCUGGCACAAACAUAUGGUACCCUCAGUGGUGUGGUGGCCAGCCAGGAGGACCCCAACAGGGUGAAUGGUGGCCCCAGGGCUCCUUCUGCUCCUGUGGGCUUUGGGGUCAUCCCUGAGGGGCUUGUGGAUCCAGGAGAAAGACCCAGACUACCACCCACACCUCCCCUGGACGAGAUCCUGACCAAGGUGACAGAGGUGAGCAACACGCUGCAGACCAAGGUGCAGCUGCUGGAUGAGGUGCACGGGCUGGCACUGGGCCACGAGGCCCACCUGCAGCGGCUGAGGGAGGCCCCGCCAUCCCCACUCACCUCCCUGGCACUGUUGGAGGAGUACGUGGACCGAAGGCUGCACCGCCUCUGGGGGAGCCUGCUGGACGGCUUCGAGCAGAAGCUGCAAGGCGUCCAGAGUGCGUGCGACCUGCGGGUGCAGGAGGUGCGGCAGCAGUGCGAGGAGGGCCAGGCAGCCAGCCGGAGGCUGCACCAGAGCCUCGAUGGCCGGGAGCUGGCCCUGCGCCGGGAGCUCUCCCAGCUGGGCAGCCGGCUGCAGGGCCUGAGCAUAGCAGGCAGGGGCAGCUGCUGCGGCCACCUGGCAGUGAUCAGUGCCCGUGUGGAUAGCCUUGAGAGGACCCUGCAGGCAGUCACUGAGACCCAAAGGGCCCCUGGAGGCCCGGCUGGGGAUGAGCUCACACGACUCUCUGCCUCCAUGCUCGAGGGAGGUGUGGACGGGCUACUCGAGGGCCUGGAGACAUUCAAUGGGACAGAGAGUGGAGUGAGGGGCUGCUGCCUGAGGAUGGAAAUGGAGGGCUGGGGGGUGGGCGGCUUCAGGACCAUGCUGGAAGAGCGCAUGCAGAGCCUGGAGGAGCGCCUGGCGACACUGGCUGGGGAGCUAAGCCAGGGCAGCGCUCCACCAGGCAGGUCAGCACGGCCCGUUGUGCAGACGGAGCUGGCCGUGCUGGAACAACGGCUGGUCUCGCUGGAGACCUCAUGCAUCCCCAGCACCACCUCAGCCAUCCUGGACAACCUCGUGGCAGAGGUGAAGGGCUGGCAGAGCCGGAGCGAGGCCCUCCUACGCCAGGUGGCCAGCCAUGCAGCUCUGCUCCAGCAGCUCAAUGGCACCGUGGCCGAGGUCCAGGGGCAGCUGGCAGAAGGGACGGGCAGCUCACUCCAAGGUGAGAUCACUCUGCUCAAGGUCAACCUGAACUCAGUGAGCAGGUCGCUCACGGGCCUCAGUGACUCUGUCAGCCAGUACUCUGAUGCCUUCUCAGCCGCCAACACGUCCCUGGAUGAGCGAGAACGCAAGGUGGAAGCCGAAGUCCACGCCAUCCAGGAGGAGGUCAGCAGCCAAGGCUCCAGGCUCUGGGCUGGCCACAGGCAGGUCCUGAACCUGCGGGGUGAGCUGGAACAACUCAAGGCUGGCGUGGCCAAGGUGGCCGGCGGGCUCAGCCGCUGCCAGGACACAGCCCAGGAACUCCAGCACGCAGUGGGCCACUUUGACCAGCGGGUGGCACAAGUGGAGGGCGCCUGCAGGAGGCUGGGCGAGCUGGCGGCAGGCCUUGACAGCUGGCCCAGGGAGGGCCUGUGGGGCCACAUGGACCAGCUGAAUCGCACACUGGCCCAGCACACACAGGACAUUGCCCGCCUCCGAGACGACCUGCUGGACUGCCGGGCCCAGCUGGCUGAGCAGGCACGGUCGGGGCGAGCCGACUAGGGAGGCUGGUGGGGAUUGAAGCCCCAGAUCCCACGACCCAGGGAACAUCACCCAGCCAUCUCCACAUGGCUGUUCCAGCCACCAAAAUCCAUGUUCGGUGCUGCACAAACUGGACAAUUCAGGAGAGUGGUCAAGGCAGGGACAUCAUGCCUAAAGGCCACAGUGGACUUAAGAGCCCGCACACGUCACUGUCUGCAAACCAGAGUCAGCAACUGUGCAAAGACCUCCAGGCCUGUUCUCAGGGGCCCGGCCAUACUGCCCUUUGCCCGUGAGCGACCAUCUGCAGCCCCUGAAGGCUUCUCUCCCCAGCUGUCUGGGCUGGGUUUCUGUAGGACGGUGAUGCCCGCUAGAACUGCCCUCAC